This is a messenger RNA of Fragaria vesca subsp. vesca, 2778 nucleotides long. Its product is annotated as mechanosensitive ion channel protein 6-like. The coding region runs from base 1 to 2778 and encodes 925 amino acids. Lineage: Eukaryota; Viridiplantae; Streptophyta; Magnoliopsida; Rosales; Rosaceae. Gene Ontology annotation, molecular function: mechanosensitive monoatomic ion channel activity. Gene Ontology annotation, cellular component: plasma membrane. Gene Ontology annotation, biological process: monoatomic anion transport; transmembrane transport. The transcript has 5 exons. The record is from RefSeq and is a predicted model, not a curated record.
AUGGAUUUUUCGCUGAAGAAAUCGUUCAAAUCCCAUGGCUCGAGCAAACACAUGAGGAAAAUCUCUGCCGGAUCAGCAGAAGACAACAGCCACGAGCAGCUCCCGAUUCUAACCGACCACCACAGCCAGCCACUCCCCGCCGACCACCGCAAAGAGGUCAUCGUCAAGAUCGACGAGGGCAGUUCCUCAGAUAACGUCAGGGAAGUGGACCCCGCCAAACAUCACGGUGGUAGGAUUUGGCGGGAAUCGAGUAUAGAUUUCUGGUCGGAGGGCGACGGGAGAACUGUCGCCGCCGCCGGCAGCGGGGGCUUUCAGUUCACGCAGAGGGGGAAACAGAUGACGCCGGAGGAGGAUCCGCCGACGAGGCUGAUAGGGCAGUUCCUCAACAAACAAAGAGGCUCCAACGGCGGCGGCGACGUGUCGUUGGACAUGGAUUUGGAGAUGGACGAGCUACAACAACCACCGCUGGCGGAGUCGCCGAUGACGUCGCGGGAGCUCAAGGUGUCGUUCCAGUCGCAGGCGCCGUCGGACCUUCCGGAUACGCCGAACGAUUCGGUUCGGCGGCGAAAUAGAGACUCGGUGGUUGAGGAGGAACGACGUCGUAACAGUCGGUUGAGUAACGGCGGAGCCGACGUGGUUAAGUGCUCGUCAAACAAGUCGUUCCGGCGAGAAGUGUCGUUUCAGAACAACAAUAAGUCUGAUUUGUUGAGGAUAAAGACUAGGUCUAGAUUGAUGGACCCGCCUGAAGGCUAUGACGACGGUCGGGUUCCGAGAUCGGGUCCGAUGAAGUCCGGGAUGUUGGGGAAAGGCGGCGACGACGACGACGACGACCCCUUUUUGGAGGAGGAUUUACCUGAUGAGUACAGGAGGGUAAAGUUUAAUGCAUUGACUUUGUUACAAUGGCUUAGUUUGGUUUUGAUCGUAGCUGCCUUGGUAUGCACGCUAUGUAUUAGGGUUUUGAGGCAGAAGUACUUGUGGAAACUGAUGCUGUGGAAAUGGGAGGUGCUGAUUUUGGUAUCGAUUUGCGGGAGGCUGGUUUCGGGUUGGGUGAUAAAAAUCAUAGUGUUCUUCGUGGAAAGGAAUUUCCUUCUGCGCAAGAGGGUGUUGUAUUUUGUUUAUGGGAUCAGAAAGCCUGUGCAGAACUGUAUUUGGCUUGGCUUUGUUUUGACGGCUUGGCAUUUCAUGCUAAUCAGGAAGGUUGAGGAGGAAACCAAUAACAAGACCCUAGAGUAUGUGACUAAAGGCUUGCUUUGUCUCUUGAUUGGGGUUUUGCUUUGGUUGGUGAAGACAUUGAUUGUGAAGGUGCUGGCUUCCUCUUUCCAUGUUAGAUCCUACUUUGAUCGGAUUCAGGACGCGCUUUUUAACCAGUAUGUGAUCCAAACUCUCUCGGGGCGGCCCUUGAUUGAGGUACAGAAUGCGGAGGAUGAAGAAGAGAGGCUUAACGAUGAGGUUAGGAAGCUGCAGAGUAUUGCUGGGACAACUAUGCCUCCUGACCUCAGAUCAAAUGCAUUUCCAUCUGCGAGAAUUGGGAGGGCAGUGUCUGGGAGAAGCGGGAUGUUGAUUGCUGGAAGUGGGGGCCUUGCAGCCAAGAGUAGCAAGUUUCCGAGGCCAACAAUGUCCAAGAAGUCAGAGGAGCAGGCUGGGAUCACCAUUGAUCACUUGCAUCGGCUCAAUCCAAAGAAUGUGUCAGCUUGGAAUAUGAAGAGGCUAAUGAACGUUGUUAGAAAAGGGCAUCUGACGACACUUGAUGAGCAAAUUCUGGAUUCCACCGAGCCGGAUGAGGGUGAUACUCAGAUCAGAAGUGAAGUUGAGGCAAAGGCUGCAGCUAAACAGAUAUUUAGCAAUGUGGCUCGGCCUGGCUCCAAGUACAUCUCCCUGGAGGAUUUGUUGCGUUUCAUGGGAGAAGAGGAGGCUUUGAAGACCAUGAGUCUCAUUGAAGAGUCCUCUGAGACAAGGAGAAUCCGCAAAACUUCCUUGAAAAAUUGGGUGGUAAACUGCUUUAGAGAACGGAGAGCACUUUCUUUGACACUGAAUGACACCAAAACAGCGGUGAACAGACUUCGAAUCGUGGUGGACGUAUUAGUUGGCAUUGUUAUAUUAGUCAUAUGGCUUCUUGUGCUGAAUAUUGUCACCAGCGAAAAUCUUGUCUUUGCAACUUCGCAGCUUGUGGUUGUGGCAUUUGUUUUUGGUAAUACUUGCAAGACAGUAUUUGAAGCAGUCAUAUUUUUAUUCGUGAUUCACCCCUUUGAUGUGGGAGAUCGAUGUGAAAUUGAUGGAGUGCAGAUGAUCGUAGAAGAAAUGAACAUCUUGACUACAGUUUUUCUGAAGUAUGACAACACCAAAAUUGUGUACCCGAACAGUACCCUUUCAACUAAGCCCAUCAGUAACUAUUAUCGCAGUCCGGACACACAAGAUGCUAUUGAGUUCUCUGUCCAUAUAUCUACUCCGGCAGAUAAGGUUGCUGCUAUGAAGCAGAGAAUGAUAAGUUAUAUUGCAAAUAAGAAGGAGCACUGGUAUGCUGAUCAAAUGAUCAUCCUGAAGGAUGUAGAAGAAUUAAAUAGGAUGACGUUUGCAUUGUGGUUGACACAUAAAAUGAACUUUCAAGAUGUGGGAGAAAGGUGGGAAAGAAGAGCCCUUUUACUUGAAGAGAUGGUAAGGAUCUUCCAGGAGCUGGACAUUCAGUACCGUCUGCUGCCUAUUGACAUAAAUGUCCGCGGCAUGCCUUCCACAACCACCACUGGUCUGCCUCCCUCAAAUUUCUCAGCAACCACAAGCUGA